Messenger RNA from Tigriopus californicus, 2940 nucleotides. RefSeq names its product endothelin-converting enzyme homolog. The record is from RefSeq and is a predicted model, not a curated record. The coding region runs from base 507 to 2873 and encodes 788 amino acids. Gene Ontology annotation, biological process: protein processing. Lineage: Eukaryota; Metazoa; Arthropoda; Copepoda; Harpacticoida; Harpacticidae. Gene Ontology annotation, cellular component: plasma membrane. The transcript is spliced from 7 exons. Gene Ontology annotation, molecular function: metalloendopeptidase activity.
GGGGUUCGGUUUAUUAAUCCCCCUUAUUGCAAGCACACAGAGAUAAGUGAUAAUCUCUCGAUAACUCUGACACUGUUGAGUAGAACAUGGAGCAAGUGCCUUCCAUUAAUUUGUGAGGCUUUAUCCAUAUCCCCGUAACAUCUUUUGAGUGGCCAUCAAGCAAAGAGAAGGUUGUAAACUUGGAAUAGUGUGUGUGGUUGAUCUUGAUUGAGGACCCGGUGUCAGCUGCUGUAGUGCUUGUUUGGAAUUGAGUCGUUGAAUUGAUAAUCUAAUUGAGCGAAUUGCGGUUUCUCAGGCUGUUCCGAUAUGUGGUCAAAAUGGGUUCCCGGAGAAAUUCUCAAAUCCAAUAGGAUCGACCAACGCCUUCGAACGAGUUCUCAUCUCUCGUUUUUGUGACAGUGAGGCCUUAUAGUCUGCAAGUAGUGUCAGUGACUUCUGUGCAACAUGAAUAGGCCUUGCCAGACCGAUAUUAGAUCCCUUCAGGUCUGAUCACAAAUCAGUAACCAAUGGUGGCCGAGAAUUCGAGUGAAGACCCUCGGGUACUUCUGCCAACCGAUCAUCCGGACUUUCAACAACAGCUGCGACGGGUGUCACGCUACAAGAAAGCCCUUUCUGUGUUGUCAUUCACACUCUUGUGCCUUAGUGUCAUCUUGGCGAUAUUGUUGUGGAAGAGCUUAUCGGGAAAGGAUUCAAGGUCCAAGAACACUGUCCCCGAGACAAUCAAUAACAAAUUUGUCAGAAACAGUAGCCAGGGUCAUGUUUGCCUUACCCCUGAAUGUAUUCUGGCGGCAUCCACCCUAAUCGAGUCUAUUGAUCACUCAGUGGAUCCUUGUGAGGAUUUUUAUGGCUUUGCUUGUAAUGGAUGGAUUGAGAAACAUUCCAUUCCAAGAGGUCAACCCCAGUGGUCGGUCACGGAUCAAAUGACAGAAGACAACUUGGAAAUUCUCAGAUCUCUGUUGGAGCGACCUCUCGAUAACAUGGCCUCAAAAUCAGAGCAAAAGUCGCAAUUACUCUAUAGGUCAUGCGUGGAUUCGAAUGGGGUGAUUGAAAGAUUGGGUUCUGAACCCCUCGACAAACUCAUUACAUCCAUUGGGGGUUGGAAUCUGACCAAAUCCGAAUUCAAUCCGGCCACCUUUGAUCUGAAGUCAAAGCUUCUGUUAGUGCAAAAGUAUUCCACCAACGCACUCUUUCAUUGGUAUGUUAGAGAAGGCACCCACGACACAAACCAAUACGACCUAAUCAUCCAACAAGGCGGCAUUUCUCUUCCUUUUGAGGAUUUCUAUUGGGAUUCUGAUAAGACCAAUUCCCUGGUGUCGUUUAUGAGCACAGUGGUUGAAAGGACGAACGGUGGUCAGGGUGACCCGAAAGAGAUAAGAAGACAAGUCCAAGAAGUGGUGGAACUUGAACGUCAAUUGGCUGAUAUUGGAAUGCCCGAAGAGGAGAUGAUGGGCAAGUACUUAACCUUGGACGAAGUGGAUGAAUUAGUGCCUUCGGAACAUAUGGUGGGGUCCUGGAAGGAUUUCUUUGGUGAACUUGCUGAGCUAUUUCAUAAAAAAACAAGAAAGCCGUCAAUAAGCUUCAAUGGGGACACGAGGAUAUGGGUUCAAUAUGAUUAUAUUGUCAAAUUAGCUGAUAUUGUGAGGAGACCAGAGUCAAUCCAGUUCCCUUCAACUGUAACUCCGUCCAAACGUUCACUGUGGAGAAAUAACAUUCUGAAUAACUAUCUUACAUGGCAAGCAAUUCAGCCAUACAUUGGUUUCCUUGCCAAAGAUUAUCAAAAAGCCGAACAUAAAUUCAUGAAGGCCAUUUACGGCAUACAAGGUCGCGAGGAACGGUGGCGAACCUGCGUAAAGGCCACAAACUCAGCCAUGGGAUUUGCUGUGGCUCCACUGUUUAUUCACCAGAGAUUUUCUCAAGAGGGCAAGGACUUGGCCUAUGACAUGAUCGAAGAAGUCAAGGAAACCUUCAAAAGACGAUUGGAAAAGUUGGAUUGGCUUGAUCCGCAGACCAAAACCCUAGUCAAGGAGAAGAUUUCAAACAUCAAGACGAUGAUGGGCUAUCCAGAUUACAUCAUGGAUAACAAAGCCUUGGAUAGAGCCUACGAAUCAUUUAAAGUCAAGGAACACCGGUUCUUUCAAAACCAGCUCCGAUUCAAUAAAUUUGUGGUACAGAAGAAUCUGGAUCUGUUCCAAACUAAAGUGGACAAAGACUAUUGGCUUUUGAUCUCUCCGCCAACCACUGUGAAUGCUUACUACGCCUACUCUCGGGGGCAAGUCAUAUUCCCUGCAGGUGUGCUGCAACCUCCAUUGUUUACUGAGAAACAGCCGAUGGCAUUGAACUUUGGACACAUUGGAACACUAAUGGGACACGAGCUUCUGCACGGGUUUGACGACAUUGGGCGGUUAUAUGGACCAAGUGGUCACAAAAGGAAAUGGUGGCCCAAUCGCACAACCAAUGCAUUUAACUCCAAAAGCCGAUGCUUUGUGAAGCAAUACUCCCAAAAGAUAUUUAGUGGAUGGAACGUCAACGGUGAAAGAACUCUGUCAGAAAACAUUGCCGACAACGGCGGUCUCAUAUCCGCAUAUCAAGCUUACCAAAGGUGGGCCCAAAAUUUCCCACUGGAUCCCAUGGGCCUCUUGCCCGGUUUGUCUUUCACAGAGGAACAACUCAUAUUCUUAGGAUUUGCAAGAGCUCAUUGUUCCACGACGAAAGAAAAAGCUACGGAACUUCGUCUUCGAAUUGGUCGGCACAGCCCUAGCCAUGUUCGGGUGAACACGGCGGUAAAAAACUUGGCAGAAUUUGCUGAAGCCUUCAACUGUCCCAGCAAAUCCGCUUUGAGGCUUUCUCCAGACAAAAGAUGUUCUGUGUGGUAAAACACGAUAGACACAAAUGUUGUUAAAUGAAGUCAAACCUAAAGGGAAAUAAAGUUUUGAAAAACCA